AUGGUAGUCGGUAGUGAUAUCCUACCAAAAAUACAAGUCCCAGACCUUAAAAACGACAUCGGUGGAAGUCUCAUAGCCCAAAAUACCAUCUUUGGAUGGAUUUUAUGCGGACCUGUAGCACGACCGAUUACUUCAUUCAGUAUUCAAUUAAUCGAGACCAUGGCCGACCUCUUAGGUAAUCUGCUGAAGAAAUUCUGGGAACAGGAAGAAGUGCCAGAAGCCCAGACACAGACGGAUGAAGACACUAUCUGCGAGGAUCGCUAUCGGAAUGCCACUUACCGGAGAAAUGAUGGUCGAUAUGUGGUAAAACUCCCCUUCAAACCUGAAUUUCCCAACUCGAUGGCUUUAGGUCACUCAAGACUCUUAGCUCAGCAAAUCUAUGCAGAGGUCCUUGAAGAAUACCAAGCACUCAAUCAUAUGGAGCGAAUGAAUUCCCAAGAAAUCAUACGGGACGGCAAAUACUUCUCAAACUAUCUGCCACAUCACGCAGUAAUAAAACCCGAUAGCAAAUCCACUAAAGUCCGAGUGGUAUUCAACGCGUCUAAACUCUCUCACUCAGGUCUCUACCUAAACAACAUACUGCAUACAGGCCUCAUACCGCAAAAUGAUCUUAUGCUCGUAAUAAUCAGGUGGCGGCUAUAUAAGUAUGUUUCUAACGGCGAUAUUGAAAAAAAUUGUCGUCAGAUAUAUGUCCAUAAGGAAGAUCAAGACUUCCAACGGAUUCUCUUUCGCAAAUCCCAAAAUAGCCCAGUAGAAGACUACAAAUUGAAAAGAGUAACGUUUGAAUACUCGACAUCUGCAAGUGCCGUUUAUGCUGCCGCCCACAUUCCCUACGAUACUGUCGUGGUUUCCUGGCGAGGACGCCCGACGAGAGGUAUGAGUCCGCAAAAGCACAUCGCACCACCGGAGCAUGCGACUCCCCAGACAGUUGCCGUCGAUGCGGACUAG
Molecule: messenger RNA, 948 nt
Organism: Ceratitis capitata (Mediterranean fruit fly)
Lineage: Eukaryota; Metazoa; Arthropoda; Insecta; Diptera; Tephritidae
Exons: 2
Coding region: 1-948 (315 amino acids)
Source: RefSeq, a predicted model, not a curated record